Messenger RNA from Prunus dulcis (almond), 1628 nucleotides. Its product is annotated as probable glycosyltransferase At5g03795. The record is from RefSeq and is a predicted model, not a curated record. The transcript has 3 exons. Gene Ontology annotation, molecular function: glycosyltransferase activity. Lineage: Eukaryota; Viridiplantae; Streptophyta; Magnoliopsida; Rosales; Rosaceae. The coding region runs from base 33 to 1055 and encodes 340 amino acids.
AAUUUUGCCUUAAUUUCAGGAGCUAUGAACUGAUGGAACUGAUACUUAAAGUUUACAUAUAUCGUGAUGGAGCAAGGCCCAUUUUUCACCAACCUCAUCUCAGAGGAAUUUAUGCUUCUGAAGGAUGGUUCAUGAAGUUGAUGGAGGAAAACAGGCAGUUUGUCACAAGGGAUCCAGAAAUGGCUCACUUAUUUUAUCUUCCUUACAGUAUGCGCCAAUUGGGGAUGGCACUUUAUGUACCGAAUUCACAUAAUUUGAAACCACUCUCAAUUUUCCUGAGAGACUACACAAACACGAUUGCUGCGAAGUAUCCUUUCUGGAAUCGGACACAUGGGUCAGAUCAUUUCCUUGUUGCUUGCCAUGACUGGGGCCCUUACACGUUAACUGCCCAUGAGGAACUAACCAAAAAUACUAUAAAAGCUCUAUGCAAUGCUGACACCUCGGAAGGAAUAUUUGUUGCCAGGAAGGAUGUUUCACUUCCAGAAACUACCAUUAGGACCCCCAGGAAGCCUCUUAGAAAUGUUGGUGGAUUUAGAGUGUCACAGCGCCCACUCCUUGCCUUUUUUGCAGGAAACAUGCAUGGAAGAGUCCGCCCGACACUUCUCAAGCACUGGCAGGACAAACAUGAAGACAUGAAAAUCUACGGGCCUCUGCCCCUUAGAGUCUCGCGAAAGAUGUCUUAUGUCCAACAUAUGAAAUCAAGUAAAUUUUGUAUUUGCCCAAUGGGGUAUGAAGUGAACAGCCCAAGGAUCAUCGAGUCCAUCUACUAUGAAUGUGUCCCAGUGAUUAUUGCCGAUAAUUUCCCCCCUCCUUUGAGUGAUGUGCUAGAUUGGAGCAAAUUUUCCGUUGCCGUGGCCGAGAAGGAUAUUCCCAAGUUAAGAGAGAUUUUAGUGGCUAUUCCCAUGAGAAGAUACCUUACCAUGCAAAUUAAUGUGAAAAUGGUGCAGAAGCAUUUCCUUUGGAAUCCAAGACCAAUCAGAUAUGAUUUAUUCCAUAUGAUUCUGCAUUCAAUCUGGUCUAGCAGGUUGAACCAGAUCCAAAUCCCGGAAUCCUAGUGUGUGUUUAGCAUGCCCUUAAUGGAUAUUGAUUUUCUAUAAUAGGCUGAGUUUGAACAAGGAGCUGAUUAGAGUCAAGACUAGCGGCUAAGAUGCAAGUCCAUUAAGGCACAUGGCUGUUGACUUUAUGAAGGACUUCAAACAGCAUUUGGUGCCACCAGCCUGGUUUCAUGGUAAAGUGUUCCAAGUUCUUUGAACUGAAACAUGGAUGGACUUUUUCUGGGAAGACUGGGGGUGGAUGCCAAAAUGAGAAGUGGGGAUGCAGGAAAGAUGACAAGGCGAAGGAGUCUCCAUAGCUCUGUGUGACAUUUCACUGGACCCAGAUAAAGCUCAAGUAGAUGGGACAUUACAAAAUAAAAUCAUUGCCCGUAUAUAAACAAUCCUAUAUGAUUUCAUUAUACAAGUCAAAUUUUCCAUUUUAAGGAAUAUAGCUCGUAGUUGUUGAUGCUGACAUGUAAAUCAUUUUGGAACAAACAUUUUGUAUACAUACAACUGGUUAUCGUAUACAUACAUACAUACAAGAUAGUUGGAUUUUGUAUAAUUGUAUAUGGACUGUCUGCAUUUACGGGUUGA